AUGGCCCUAAAACGUACUCGUGCCGCACUUGAGGCCGAUCUUCAAGCAGAGCAAUCCCCAUACGCCUUCUAUGGAACCCAGUUACCGCCACUUGAAGAGGGGGUUCGCGAUGAUGGCUCGUUUGUGCCAAUAUGGAAACAGGAAGUGAAGGAUGAACAUGGGAGCAAACGUCUUCAUGGCGCAUUCACCGGCGGAUUCAGCGCGGGAUAUUUCAACUCUGUCGGCUCGAAAGAAGGAUGGACCCCUGCGACCUUCGUCUCAUCGCGCCAGAACCGUGCCCAGAAGGUUGAACAGAAACGACCCGAGGAUUUUAUGGACGCAGAUGACUUGCGAGAACAGGAAGAAGCUAGACAACUACAGACAGCCGAUGAAUUCGCGGGUUUUGGUUCGACCGAACUAGAUGCGACACGCAGAGCAGGACUUAUGGAUAUCUUGAAAACCGGCGGAGAGACUAUGGGAGUAAAGCUCUUGAAAAAGAUGGGUUGGCGCGAAGGUCAAGGGAUUGGGCCUAAGGUGCGACGCAAAGCCAAUCUGGAUGAAAGUUUUGCUCCAGGUGGUGAUACGGGGGAAACCUACCUUUUCGCUCCUGAAAACCCACCCAUGGUUGCCUUCAUUCGCAAGACCGACCGCAAAGGUCUUGGGUUUGAAGGCGAAUCGCGUUUGGAUUCCCACAAUGCUUUGCAACCUAUUCCCGAUCGCGAGGAAUCAGAUUCAUUCUUUGGGGGCCGAUUGGCUAUUAAAGGGAAACCUCAGCCGCCAAAAUUGAAUGAUUCACGGCGGGGAGGACUCGGGGUUGGCCCUCUCAAUGACACUGGGUCGGACGAUGAGGAUCCUUAUUCCCUAGGUCCACAAAUCUCAUAUAACAAGACCAUUGGAGGGGAUAAGAAGAAAAAGAAAAAGGCCAAACCAGAACCAGCAAUUGCGUCGUCCAACCCACUCUUGAAUAUAAAGCCCGUGUUCAUUUCGAAGAAGGUAGCCGCAUCACGCGGGCCUGGAGGCUUCAGAAAGUGCCGCGACGGGCGCCUACCGUUAGAUGGAUUUAUUCUUGCAGAUGGCAUCGCAGGAUUGUCUAUUUCAGAGAAGAAAUACGAACCUCCUGUGAUACCCGACGACUGGAAGUCGGCCAAACAAAUCUCGUCAGAAAAACGGGACAAAUCGAAUUAUGUUUCAACAGCUGAUGCUGCAAAAGCCUCAUCGCUCAAUCCCACGGCCAGAGCAGCACUUCUGGGCGAAGCUCAAUUACCUGGGAAGUCUGUCUUUGACUAUAUGACCCCCGAGGGACGAGCGAAGCUUGCCAAACUCACCGGCAACGCCAAUUUACCUCCAGCUUUAGGAGAGAAGGCGCCCGAAGGAUACAAACUCCCCGAAUCACAAAAACGCAAGGAUCUUUGGGACCUUGUGCCAAAACUUGACAAACAGAUUGCCGCCCAAGCUCUAGCUCGGGCCGUUAGUGGGUGGAUGCCUUACCAAGAAGAUGAGAAAAAGCGUGCACGCUACCAAAUAUUCCUCGAAGUCAGUGCCGGGACUCGCUCUACCCUCCCAGAACGGGCGGAGGGUUCCAGCACCGAUGAAUGGGUUAUAGAGAUGCAGGAAUUUGGCCGAGCUGCAGAGGUCUUCAAACCCAUGUCCGGAGUUAUGGCAUCCCGAUUUACCUCCUCGUCCACUGCGCCCAAGGUUGUCUCGGAUGCCUCCGAUUCUACAGAAUCUGGGCUCAACAGACCCUCCGAAAAGCCAGACGACCCUGCAGUAGCGGCUGCCAAAAUUGGCAUGUUCGGCCCAAUGACCAGAAGUACAAUUCCCUUCUACCCAACUCGUCUUCUAUGCAAGCGAUUCAACGUCAAACCACCCCCGAACGUGCAACUUGACCCCGGCGAACGGCCUGAAGCUUCCAGUUCGGGGCCCGGCACGCGUUUCCAGUCUGCUGGAUUCCAAACCGACACUGGUCCAAAACAAUUGGUGUCGCAGGAUAUCAUGAACCAACUUCUCAUAGACUCGUUAGGUUAUCUACCUACAGCAGAAGGCCUUGAUCCAUCUGCGAGUGGUCAGCCUGCGGCGCCACCGGUAGUUAUUGAACCUGAGCGCAAUGAUGCACUGGAGGCAGAACGGCCUGGCGACGCUGUUUUCAAAGCUAUCUUUGGUAGUGACGACGAAGAUGACUAA
This is a messenger RNA of Penicillium griseofulvum, 2160 nucleotides long. RefSeq lists its product as uncharacterized. The record is from RefSeq and is a predicted model, not a curated record. Gene Ontology annotation, molecular function: RNA binding. NCBI's taxonomy places the organism in Eukaryota, Fungi, Ascomycota, Eurotiomycetes, Eurotiales, Aspergillaceae. The coding region runs from base 1 to 2160 and encodes 719 amino acids. Gene Ontology annotation, biological process: mRNA processing. Gene Ontology annotation, cellular component: nucleus. The transcript has 2 exons.